AUGGGAGGAAGUUGGUGCUUUGCGCAACGUGUGGUGACUAAUCGUGGCACGUGUGAGAGGGGACUUUUAUACGGUAACGAAAAGAGUCUGUCUUCCGGUUUGAGCGUCCAAGUGAUCAUGACCUCGACAUUGUCCCUCUUCGCCGCCAUUGUAGCGGCGGUCACGUGCUUCACUCAAGUCCAGGCCCAUGGCUACAUGCUCCUUCCGCUCACAGAGUUUAAGGGGACACCGACAGGAGCGUGGAUCGUGCAGAUCGCCCCACAAUUCCAAGCCAACUGGGAGUCUGUUCGCAACGAUGAAGAAGUCAUCGCGCUCUACGUAGAAAAAGCCAAGGAGGCUGGUUAUGCCAACAACAUCCGAAAACUAUUGGACAGUGACACCAAUUUAUAUGGAGCUCACUGUGGCUUCUCCAAUCCUGACGCUAAGCCGAAGGACCCACCGAAAGACGGCACGGCUACCUUUGUGCGCGGACUUGCCCACCACAGGACUGCAUUCCAUUGA
This is a messenger RNA of Phytophthora infestans T30-4, 501 nucleotides long. RefSeq lists its product as uncharacterized. Lineage: Eukaryota; Oomycota; Peronosporomycetes; Peronosporales; Peronosporaceae. The coding region runs from base 1 to 501 and encodes 166 amino acids. The transcript is spliced from 5 exons. The record is from RefSeq and is a predicted model, not a curated record.